CUUGUGCCCCUUUCCCCUUCCUGCCCUGCUCCAGGCAGGGAGAGGGGAGCAAAGUGGGGAGACGGAGGAGGAGUUCCCGGUUCUGAACUGUCUCGACUUGCCCUCUGCUGACUGAAGUAAAUGAAACUGAAAGUGAGUCUGAGAGAGUGAGUGGAACUGGGGAGCUGGGGAGUAGUGAGGAGGGAGGGACAGAGAGCCCAGAGAGGUCGUGGGGAAUGGCGGGAAGAGCAAUGCUGGCCCUGUACCUGCUCGGCCCCGGGCUGCUAUGGAUUCCAGGCUGGCAGCCGGUGGAGGCUGGCAUGAAGCUGGGCAAGGUCCACCAGCUGCCCUGCGUCUUGGAGGUGCCCCUGGAUCCCUCCAACAAGGUCCUUGAUGGAGAUCCAGGCCCUCAGCAGCAACAUAUCCAGCUGGUGCUGAGCAGUUCCGAGAGCCAGACCCUGCCCCACCAAGCGGGCAGUGCCACCUUCCUCUUACAGGACAGGGCCGGGGUCCUUCUCCCCCACGUGGACGAGGCCCCGGACCGGCCCGAGUGCACGAUGAGCCGCUAUUUCACGCACGACACGCAGAUCCUGUGGCCCGGCCUCCCGCGGCGCCAGGCCCAGCUGCCCACGUGGUACGUGGUGACCGUCACCCACACGGACGGCGGCUUCAGGAUCAGCGCCUUGUGCUUCCAGCCCGCCGAGCCCGCCCGGGGCCCCGCGCCGGCGCCGCUUUCAGGCGUGUUCUCCCUGCACACCAGGGCCCCCCGAGUGCAGGUGGGGCUCCAGGGCACCGCCCUCCUGGCCUGCGGAUUCUCCGGGGACCACGCCCUCGAGGCCGUGGACGUGACGUGGGAGCUGCGGCAGAAGGGGGGGCAGCGUCGGGAGCUGCUGAAGUACUCCGGGAAGCAGGGCCGGCUGACGCACCUCCACCAGCAGGCCGAGGCCUUCCCGGGCGAGAUUCCCCGCGGCAACGCUUCCAUCCGGCUCGUCCGCGUGGCCGUCGGGGACGCGGGCGUCUACUGGUGCUCGGCCCGCGCGGCCGGGCUCCGCCUGGAGCUGCCCUUCCAAGUGGCUGUUAGCCCCCCAAAGUGAGCCUCAGCCCCCAGAGCCCAGCUCUGACA
Molecule: messenger RNA, 1102 nt
Organism: Sarcophilus harrisii (Tasmanian devil)
Lineage: Eukaryota; Metazoa; Chordata; Mammalia; Dasyuromorphia; Dasyuridae
Exons: 6
Coding region: 216-1073 (285 amino acids)
Source: RefSeq, a predicted model, not a curated record